Rotaria sp. Silwood2 is the source of this 483-nucleotide messenger RNA. The record is from the annotation of a GenBank genome assembly. NCBI's taxonomy places the organism in Eukaryota, Metazoa, Rotifera, Eurotatoria, Philodinida, Philodinidae.
AUGUCCAACUCAUUCAUUGGCUUUGAUACACCUCUUGCACACGGACAGCCCCUACCUGAUCAGCAUCGUACGGAUUCAUAUGUAGAACUUCAAAAAUGGUUUGAAGAAAAACAAACAUCUUCCUUCAUCAAUGUCCAUAUGUUACAACCUCUUCUUAAUACCUCGUCCGGUCAAAUUCCUUCACCUUUUCUUCUUUCUGCCUAUGGUAUUGCCGGUACUUACACUGCUGAAGAUGUACUUAAUCGCUGGCUUUGGAUAUACGAAGAAACCAAGAAAAAAUGCAUUCGAAUUAUCGGUUUUUCAACCGACUGUGAUAGUCGUUAUCUUCGAAGUAUGAGAAUAGCCAGCGGUUUCUUCGCAUUCGACAUUGAUCAUCCGUUCAGAUAUCAUACUGAUGCUUUCAAAGUAAAUAUUCCUUCUCAUUGGCAUUGGUUCUACCUUCAAUCUUCGCAAUUAUGCUUAUUUAUACAAGUGAGCGCUUAA